Molecule: messenger RNA, 5294 nt
Organism: Anopheles darlingi
Lineage: Eukaryota; Metazoa; Arthropoda; Insecta; Diptera; Culicidae
Gene: SmydA-8
Product: SET domain-containing protein SmydA-8
Exons: 3
Coding region: 1148-2836 (562 amino acids)
Molecular function (GO): protein binding
Source: RefSeq, a predicted model, not a curated record
UAGUGCAGACCCUAUUGAGACGACCCGUAACGCACGCAACGUUCCGUCUCGCAACCGGUGUGUGGCACGCUUAAGUGCCAUUAUUGCGGAGAAUUGUGGUAAGUCGAGAGAGAGAGAGAGAGUGAGAGAGAGAGAGAGAGAGAGAGAGAGAGAGAGGAAGAGAGAGAGGAAGAAAGGAAGAGAGAGAGGAAGAAAGGAAGAGAGAGAAAGAAAGAGAGAAAGAGAGAGAGAAAGAAAGAGAGAAAGAGAGAGAGAGAGAGAGAGAGAGAGAGAGAGAGAGAGAGAGAGAGAGAAUGGAUGCAUCGAUUGGAAUCGCGUGAAAGGGUGAUAUCAGCAGACUAUGAAACCAGACCAGCAUCCAGGGACAGUCAGCCAGCCUGUCUGGAGCCGGGGUAACCCAGGGACACCCAGGAUGCGCAGCUGGACACUGCAUCUAUCUGGCACGGCAUGGACUGGUUGGUAACCGCAACCAAAGCCAACAGCCGGACCUAACUUGUCGCAGAUACACAUACGCUAGUGCUAGUGUACGUCAGUGGUGGUGUCACAUGGUGUGUGGAUUAGAGCAAAAAUCGGUAUCAUCCGCAGCAUCAUAAGCGGAGGAGCUGGGACGGCGCUGGCUAUAAAUAUUCGGUGAGUGUUGGCGCUGCUCGCUGAUCGACGACCCACGGAGUAGGUAGGUGACCGCAACAAAAUCCCGCCAGCAGGGCAGGACCCUCUGUGUGUGUGUGCCAGUGGUUCGUUUUUCGGGCCGGUCCGGUUUGUUUUAUUAUCGUUCAAAAACGCGUUGGCGGCGGCGCUGGCAGCACCGCGUUGGGUCUCGAUCACGGGUGACUGUGCGGGCGGUUUGGGAGUGGUUCCGCUGUGGAACGCCAAUCAGGGUAGCCUCACUCGCAGGUUUCGUACCUCAGCUGCUUCUGUUUUGCUAUGUCGAGUCGAGGUCCAGCAGUCGCAGUCGUGCCGUGACCGUCGAUGGCUACGCGGCAGUACUAGCUCAGCGGUCUCGUAGCGAGCGGUGGUCGUAUCACGCACCAAACCCCGUGGCAGUGACGGCAUUGACAAUCAUAGAGGAUCGCCUACCUAGCGGGUUCUUCUGCGGAGGUUGUGUUGGAGUGACUAGUGGUUAUAUGCGCGACUCUAGAAGAACACAAUGAUGGAGCAAACAAGUGAGAACGGUAACGAGAUGGCCCAGGUAGGUGCAUUAUUGAAUGAGGGAAAACCGAUCACCAGCGAUCAACCGAGCACCCAUCAGUUAUCCGAGGCAACCGAGAACAAUAGCAGCACCAGCAGCAGCAGCAGUCCAGAACGGAUUGCCACGUUCAAACGACUGCUUCUGACGUUUUUGGCGGAGAACGAGCAGCAGCAGCAGCAGGAGGAUGGGGCAAGGGUGGAGAGCGGGGAAGGGGAACCACCGUGGGACAUCGGAGUGUUCGAAGGGUAUGGCCGGGGUCUGGUGGCCACGCGGGACAUUGCCGUGCACGAUCUCGUCUUCGUCGACCGGCCGAUCCUGCUGGGACCGCGCGUCAACAACUACGAGGUGAUCUUUUGCGCCAGCUGCUACCGGAUCCUGAAGCGGCUGCAGCUGUGCAGCGGUGGUUGUCGGUUGCCGAUCUGCGCCCGGUGCGACUAUGCAACGAGCCCCUCGUCGGCACACCGCGCCGAGUGCGAGCUGAUACAGGGCUGGCAGCCGAAGGAUGCGGGCCGUUACGCGAAACACAUCCUGUACGCACUUACCUCGAUCCGUGGGUUUCUGCUGUCGGAGCGUGAUCGCUCGAUCGUGCUACAGAUGGAGGGCCAUCCACCGCGCAAGGAGAUGACGACCGAGAUCGAACAGCUGCUGAAGGCCGGCUACUUCGGGAACCUACCGGCCGACGGUACCGAUGUGCGCUACCUGCGCCAGCUGGUUGACGUGCUCAACACGAACGCAUUCGAGACCAGUCGGGUGGUGGUGGAUGAGGACAACAACGACCACGAGAUCAUCCUGCGCGGCCUGUACGUGCUCGGUGCGAUGAUGAACCACUGCUGCCGGCCAAACGUGCGCUACGUGUUCGACGAUCAGCUCCGGAUGCGAGUGUACGCGUCCCGGCCGAUCCGGGCCGGUGACCAGAUCCUCAACAACUACUCCAAUAUCCUGUGGGGCACCCAGCACCGCAUCAUCCAUCUCUGCUUCUCCAAGCACUUCCUGUGUAUCUGCGAGCGCUGCAAGGAUCCAACGGAGUUCGGCACGUAUCUCGGGGCGCUCAAGUGCGUGCGGGAGCGAUGCGACGAGGGUCGGCUAUUGCCGGUGAACCCACUCAAGAUCUCGUCGAUAUGGCGCUGCAACCGGUGUGACCUGAAGCUGGACAAUAUCAAAGCAUCGAAGAUUCAGGAGAUCGCGAGCCGGAUGGUACUGAACAAUGCGAUCAAGCGUGAUUCGGCCCACAUUAUCGCCUACCUGAGCGAGCACCUGGUGCGGUUUCUGCUACCGACCAACCAGUUCACCGUUGAGCUGAAGCUGCAAGCGAUCAAGAAAAUCCGGGGGGAGGGACGCCAUCCGGAUGAGCUGCGUGCCAAGGAGCGCUACUGUCUGGAGAUACUGGACCUGCUCGAGCGGCUCCGGUAUGGCGAGUGCUUUAUCAAGGGUGUCCUGUGCUACGAGCUCUUUGUCACGCGCGUCACGCUGGCCGCACUGCAAAAGCAGCAGCAGCAGCAACAGAUGAACGCUAAUGGCGUAAGUGUGCCCGCCUGGAUGGACGAAGCGAAUCUCGAGUGGCUUCGGACGGCCUGGCAGAUACUACGCCCGAGCGGCAAUCGGCCUCGGGAUCUUCACAAAUUAGUAGUGACCUACGAAAUUGAGUGAAUCGGCUGCUUACUCCUGCUGCCAAGAAGAGACAAGCAGACAAGCAAGAAAAAGAAGAAGAAAAAGAAGAAAAAAUGAAAAAGAAUUAUAAAGAAGCGGAAGAAGAUAACGAUGCACAAAACAUAUCGACACCUCACAAAAAUGCUCACAUUACGGCCGAUGGCGAUGGGGGUGAGGGUUUCCGUGUGGCAUUUGAGAAUGGGAGUUGCGUCAUGAGGGAAGCCCCCGACACGUUUCGGUUAUAGGUUUCGCAUGCACCGCACGCGCACCAGACUAGGGUGGUUAGGUCUCGGGUAGUGUGAAAUGGCGGCGCCUGGUAACUUGUAAUUUUUGUGUUUUUUUGUUUUUGGUUUUAACGUGGGUUUGUGAAUUUCCUAAGCCCAUCAAGUGUCAAGCUAAUAAGCAACCUUUUAUUGAUAGUCCACAAAAUUCACUAGAGUCUCUAGAAUUUAUCAUACACUUUUUCGUACACUCCAAGAGAUUUUUUGCAAACCUCGAAUGAAUUUCGCCAUCGACAAUGGUGAAGGAAUGGUCAGGGCCUCCAGAGUCAGGGUCCAAUGCCAGUUUACGGAGUGAUAUGGCUAGGGCAGCUAGGUAGGCAGGAUAUAGAUAAAGACCAUAGAUAGGCAUACAUAUCUGUAAACGAAAACAAAACCGGAGGAGAAGAGAGAAGAUUCAAAUUUCAAACAGAAAUGCGACAAAGGAUUCAAACAAACGGAAGUGAAUCCGUAGCUCAACGCAGACGGCAGACAACAUAAGAGAGAGAGAGAGAGAGAAAGAGAAAGAGAGAGAGAGAGAGAGAGAGAGAGAGCGAGACAGAGAGAGUAGCAGAGAAGAAGUAGGUAUCGCACCGAGCGCAGACGCAGACAGAACCAAACCAAACAAUUCGAUUCGUUCCAUUGGCGUGCCACUGUGUAAACACGUAUGUGUGGAUGCGAUGUACGCACACUGUAUAGGACUACGUUUCGCACGCCACUGUACGACUGUCCGCCCAAAACCCGCCAAACGCCAAUAUAUAUAUAUAUAUACAUAUAUAUAUAUAUAUAUAUUGAUAUAUAUAUAUAUUGGCUCGUCGAAAAAGUCUUUUCGUAUUUUGGCAAUAGGUGUCUUUGAAGUCGUCUACCUCCACCGCUGUUUAUCACAUUAUCUCAUAUAAUCCGGGGACGUUUCGGGUGACAUUUUAAGUGUCAUUUAGUCAAAACAAAAGUAAAUUUGGAGAAGUUUCAAAAAAGUUAUAGUUGUUCAGAAAUGUAUUACAAUAAUGAAGAAAUUCGCUAGUUUCUUUAAUUAUUUUAUAAAAAAGGGAAGAAUACCACGCAAGUAACCAUGAAUUGUCUGUGGAAUUUUAUUGGACUGAAUUAACAUCUGCGAUUGUUUACUGAAAUGGAAUGAAAUCGAACCAUUCAUGAAGGAAAUGGUAACAGGAGACGAAUAGUGGAUCAAAUACGACCAAAAUGUGCGAAAAAAAAUCAUGGUGCAAAAAAGGUGAAGCUAAACGGCCCCAAAGCCAGGAUUGACGCCGAAAAAGGUUAUGCUGUGUGGUAGGAUUGGAAAGGAAUCAUCCAUUAUGAGUUCCUCUAGCCUGGCCAAAUGAUUGAACAUACUCUUUGCUGUCAACAAGUGAUGAGAUUGAGGCAAGCAAUCGAGAAAAAACGGCUAGAACUGAUCAAAACAGAGGGCAUCGCCUUGCAUCAGGACAACGCUAAACCGCACACAUCUUUAAUGACUCGCCAAGAACUUAGAGUACUUGAUAGGGAAGUUUUGAUGCAUCCACCAUAUAGCCCUGACCUUGUACCAUCGGAAAACUACUUAUUUUGUUGGAUGUAAAAAUCCGUUGAUAGAGUAAUGCUUCAAGAGAAGCAUGUAAAAAAUACGUUUCAAAGUUUUUCACCGAUAACUCACGGAUUUUUUACACGAAACGAAUAAUUUCUUCAGCCGAAGAAUGGGAAAAGAUGGCUAACUAAUAUGGAAAAUAUUUGGUAAAAUAAAAUUAUUAAGAAGAAAUGAUCAAAAGUCAUUUGAAGUUUGAUCAGAAAUACGAAAAGACUUUUUCGACCACCCAAUAUAUAUAUAUAUAUAUAUAUAUAUAUAUAUAUAUAUAUAUAUGUACAGUGUCGGACAUAAGUUAAGCAACUGAGUCAAGGUGUAUGAAAAAGUGUUCAAAAUUUUAGUUUUCAACUAAACUGUACAAUUUCCGACUCAGCUACUGAAAAGGGUGUCUAUUUACGAUAUUUUAGGACGAGUUUAGUUCUUUUCUUUCUUUGAAUAGCACAUUAACACGAUAGCUUCAAAAAAGUAUUGUUUUUUUCAUGUGACAUAAGUUAAGCAAUUGCACUUCCGUCCUUAUAUAUGCUAAAAAAAAUUAAGUAACUGGUUAUCUACAGUGACCGGCAUAAGUAAAAGCCCACCCCUUGAUUUUUGUACAUUCUUGACUAUAAAUCCUACAUUUUCUAUAGUA